AUCGCCAACCUCAUCAGUCAGCACUUGACGACUAAGCAGCAGGCAAAGCAAACAGCAGAAAGCAGCCAGUCAGCCAGUCAGGUCAGCCAGCGAGUGGCAGGAAGUAAAAAAAAAGAGGAAGAAGAGGACGAGGAGACGCCAGGACCCGGACCUCGUUCGCUCUCGAACCAUGCAGUCGCAACCUCAGCAGCCGCUAGCUCCCGCUCCCCAUCCCGGCCAGCAGCACCAGCAGCAGCAGCCGCAACAACAGCAGCAACAAUCACAACCACCACAACAACAACAACCACAUCAACAACAUCAGCCCCAGCAGCCAUCUCAACAGCAAUUGCAUCAGCACCAUCAGCAACAACCACAGCAGCCACCGCCGCAACAGGAUCCAUCCAAGAACAACCCCAAUCCAAACACCGCCCACUCCGUCCAGGACCAUGCAGACCAAGUUCUCCAGGACCAACUCCUCGCUGCUUCUCUCCAGGCAGGCCAUGCUGCCGCUCCGCCGCCUCCGCGUCCCCAGCCCGGGAUGACUCACGUCCAGCCGAUAAGAGAUCACUCGAACAUUGACCCCGCGAUCUCUGGCGCUCCGCCGACCACCGGAAUGAUCCCCGCUCCCCCGCCGCCGCCGCCUCAACCACAGCAACCUCAGGUUCAGCCACAGGAUCAAGUCAUGCAGGAGGCGCAGCCCACCGAACCUCGCAAGACGUACGGCAAGCGUGAGCUGUCGACCUCGAAGCGUGCCGCUCAGAAUCGCGCCGCUCAGCGCGCCUUCCGUCAACGCAAAGAAGGGUAUAUCCGCAAGCUGGAGGAGCAGGUCAACGAGUACAAGAUCAUGUCCGAGAAUUACAAAGCUCUUCAGGCCGAGAACUACCAGCUGCGUGAAUAUAUCAUCGGUCUCCAGUCCCGCUUGAUCGAUUCCCAGAACGACGUCCCCGAGUUGCCACCCAAUAUCGACCUCACUCAGCCCCGCCCCGAUGCCACCGCCGCCGUUGAGGCCGCUGCGAAUGCGGUCGCCGGCGCUUCCGGACAACCCGAGCAGAUGAAUGCCUUGAACCGCAUCGCUGUUGCGGGCCUGGGAAUGCGCAAACAUCAGCACGAGGAGGCCGCCUUCCUGGGCAAUAACAGCUUCCCCGCCAAGCGUGUCCGUGCCGAUAUGGUGGUGGACGAGCAGGGUGCUGUUCCCACCGACCCUACACAGCCUGCUAAAAUUGAGGGCGCCCAACCACCGACCAUUGGUUCCUGAUGAUAUCAAAAUCCGAUAUGCACCCGAAUAAGCUCACUCCAAACAACAAAAUCAUCAUUCAGUUAAAUCGGUGGCCAAAGUUGUGGUUUUUCCCAAAUCGCUUUUCUGUCAUUUACGUCUUUUACUGCGUGUAUUUGCUCGGCGCAUCGUGGACUAGGUCGGUGGGCGUCUCUUUGCUCUUUCAACUUCUUUUUUUUGUUUCAAAUCUUAGUUAAGAUGAGGGUACGAGAGCAACAUACCACGGUUCAUUACAUGGAGGCAUACCGUCGAUGGCGGUUCGAACGAGCGAUAUGGCUAAUUUGUGGAAUCGGGGAUGUUCAUCUGUUCUCUGGCAAUGGCGUUUGACAUUUCUCUUUUUUACCCAUCGUGUUUCCCAUACGCUUCCUGUACCAUGUAGCAAUCUGCAUCGUUAUUUUUAUCGAGGAAAUACGUACGAUACGUUAAUUUUG
Molecule: messenger RNA, 1683 nt
Organism: Coccidioides immitis RS
Lineage: Eukaryota; Fungi; Ascomycota; Eurotiomycetes; Onygenales; Onygenaceae
Product: bZIP transcription factor
Exons: 4
Coding region: 170-1234 (354 amino acids)
Cellular component (GO): RNA polymerase II transcription regulator complex
Molecular function (GO): DNA-binding transcription activator activity, RNA polymerase II-specific; transcription cis-regulatory region binding
Source: RefSeq, a predicted model, not a curated record